AUGAAGUACGGCGAGCAGCUCGAGCGCGAGUCUGCGCCGCAAUGGAGUCUCCACAACCUCGACUACAACUCGCUCAAGCACGAGAUCAAGAUGCACACCACCCGCGACCAGGCCACCGCCAUGGUCAUUCCCGGCUAUGAGGAUCCCGCCCUCGCCAAGUUUGAAAACGCCCUCUUUGCCGAACUCUGCCGCCAACACGACCGAGUCGACAUGUUUGUGAGCAGCAAAGCCGACGAAAUUUUCCGUCGAAUGGAACAUCUCGAAUCCAACACAAAACGGUGGAUACAAAAAUACGACCAAGAACCUACCUCGGCCAACCUCGCCAUGAAGCGCCAGCGCCGAUUCGCCAAGUACGAGCGCGAGCUCCUCAACUGCGGCGACGACAUUUACGCCCUAGAGCGCUUCUCCAAGGCUCAAGUCACUGCCUUUCGCAAGAUUUUAAAAAAGUACAAGAAAUGGACAGGCUCAACCGCCCUCAAUGCCCGCUUCAACGAACAGGUCCUCAGCAGCUUCAAGAGCUUCACCCGCCGCGACUUUGCCCCUCUGCGUCAGCGCCACUCCGAGAUCCUCGCUCGUCUGCGCGACGCCGCCCCCGCCAUAAGCGAGCCCAGCUCCCCGUCCUCGGUCGAGCUCCCGCCCUCGCCCGCCAGUACCGCCGUCCACGAGCCGCGCGUCACCUUUGACCCGCUGCCGCCCGCUGCCGCCGCCCAGCCCAAAUACUGGAACGAGUACGACGACGGCAGCGACGCUGGCGGCGACGAUGACGGCGGCUACGCCAUCUACAUCAACCCCGACGAGGACUCGUCCUUUCCCGGCAUGGAAUAUGUCAACGCCAUCGUCACCAUGCCCUACCACAAAAUCCGCGGCUGGUUCAAGCUCAAGGACCAGCGUGAGCGCCGUCCCUUGCUGUCCGAUGAUCGAUACGGCGGCGGCGGCGGCUACUCGUCGGCCGGCGGCGCGCACACCGACUCGGACGAGGAGGCCGGCUACGCGAGCUCCGACUGCAUCCCCACCGAGGGCUACAGCACGCACUACGCCACGUUUCCCAGCAUCAACGAGCAGCAGAUCCGGCGGUACCGCGAGCGCGUGCUCUUCUGGGGCACCCUGGCCUCGUUUGCCGCCGCGUACAUGCUCAUGGGCGUCGCGGCCAUCCUCAUCUCGGCCGGCAAGCGCAAGCUGCGCGUCGAGGUGGACGUGGGCGUCACCGUGGGCGUCAUGAUGAGUCUGUGCUGCUCGUGCGCCGGCCUGGGCAUGACGCUGUACCGCCAGGACAGGCUGGCGGUGCUGACUAGGCUGGCGGUGUGGCUGGCGUUUACGACGUCGUGUCUGGUCAACGGCAUGCUGCUGAUACUCGUCGUGGGCAACACGCCGUAA
This is a messenger RNA of Akanthomyces muscarius, 1374 nucleotides long. RefSeq lists its product as uncharacterized. The coding region runs from base 1 to 1374 and encodes 457 amino acids. Lineage: Eukaryota; Fungi; Ascomycota; Sordariomycetes; Hypocreales; Cordycipitaceae. Gene Ontology annotation, biological process: microautophagy; vacuolar transport; polyphosphate metabolic process. The transcript has 4 exons. Gene Ontology annotation, cellular component: vacuolar transporter chaperone complex; fungal-type vacuole membrane. The record is from RefSeq and is a predicted model, not a curated record.